UCUCCAUAACACUACACAGAAUAAAAACUCAAUGAACGGUCCCGAUUUCUCUCCAAAACCCAAAACGACCAAACCAACACUGAUUAAGCCAGAAGCAGUCGUGAUCCAGUGCGACAGCGAUGUUCCUGCGGGCAAUCGGACGGCCAUUGCUGGCCAUAGUGAAGCAAACGACGGGGAUCGUUGGAUUGGACGUGGUCCCGAAUGCGAGAGCUGUUUUGAUCAAUCUAUACACUAAAACCCUAAAAGAGAUCAAAGCAGUGCCGGAAGAUGAAGGAUACCGUAAAGCAGUGGAGACUUUCACGAAACACAGGCUUACAGUCUGUGAAGAAGAAGAAGAAUGGGAGAAGAUUGAAGAACGGAUUGGCUGUGGUCAGGUCGAAGAGCUUAUCGAAGAAGCUCAGGAUGAACUCAAGCUCAUCGGAAAAAUGAUCGAGUGGGAUCCUUGGGGUGUUCCUGAUGACCAUGAAUGUGAAAUUAUAGAGAAUGAUGCUCCCAUUCCUAAGCAUGUCCCAAGGCAUAUACCUGGUCCUCUCCCUGCAGAGUUCUACCAGACACUCGAGGCUGUGCUGACAAAACGUGUGGAACCAAAGGGUGCACCUGCUGUCACAUCUGGUGAAUCGCAGUCAAAGGCGUAACAUGCCGCCGACAGUCAUUUUGGGAAACACUGAACUUGAACCUGUUUCUUUGCUGAUAAUUUCUUGUUCGUGUUUGUUUUCUUGUAUUCCCUAUUUUCCAGAUUGAAUAGGAUUCGAUUUAUGAGACACGGGCUUGAAGCCUUGAACCAUUCGGGGAACAAUCGUGAAUGGGCGUAACAAUUAUUUUUUUUUCUUGUUUUUGUUUUUAUAACCCUCGCUCUUGCUUCAUGGGUAAAUAAUACAUCUGGUAUUCGAUUGGUC
Messenger RNA from Populus trichocarpa (black cottonwood), 896 nucleotides. Its product is annotated as probable NADH dehydrogenase [ubiquinone] 1 alpha subcomplex subunit 5, mitochondrial. The record is from RefSeq and is a predicted model, not a curated record. The transcript is spliced from 2 exons. NCBI's taxonomy places the organism in Eukaryota, Viridiplantae, Streptophyta, Magnoliopsida, Malpighiales, Salicaceae. The coding region runs from base 120 to 635 and encodes 171 amino acids. Gene Ontology annotation, biological process: respiratory electron transport chain.